GGACGCUUUAUUACAAAGCUGAGGAAUGACUAAACUAAUUUUGUUGCUACUUUUAAUUUUUUUCUCUGGGGCUUGUAUAGGAGGUUUGGAAACAGAUGUUUUUGACUCUUCAUCAAGGAAAACCAUUGCUAAUAAAGAGUUGAACUCAAGGAUUUCUGAAGAAACUCCCGCCUCCCCGGCACAAGAUCCACCUGAUAAGGAAACUAUAGAAAAAUUAAAAAAAAAAGUCGCCCCGCCGGAAUCUAAAGAAAACUCAGUUAACUCUAAUACCAACUCGCAAGCUGCUACCUCUGAUUCAUCCGAGAUGGCUAAUAAAAUAUUAGAAAAGUCUAAUUCCCUCGACUCGCCUGCCAAUUCUUCUGAACUGUCGAGUAAUGAUAGUGUUACUGAAACUUUCAACGAUCCUGCUCUUUCGCCGAACCAACCAACCUAUUCAAGGAGGCCCGUUGCCAUAGUUUUGUUGGCUGGCGUCUCAUUAUUUGCGUUCGGGUGGAUCUUUCGCCGAAACUUACUAAAAUAUUUUUAUAAAAGUAGGCACAACAGAGACAGGGUCUUUUUUCGGCCUUAAUAAA
Molecule: messenger RNA, 572 nt
Organism: Zophobas morio
Lineage: Eukaryota; Metazoa; Arthropoda; Insecta; Coleoptera; Tenebrionidae
Exons: 3
Coding region: 26-568 (180 amino acids)
Source: RefSeq, a predicted model, not a curated record